AUGCACAAAGAUACCAAGGGAUCCAACCUUCUUGUUAGUGAUGAUGGAUUUCUGAAGAUAGCUGAUUUUGGCCUGGCAAAUUUUGUUAGUGUCGGGCACAUUCAACCAUUAACUAGUCGAGUUGUUACUUUAUGGUAUCGGCCUCCUGAACUUUUGCUUGGAUCCACUAGUUAUGGGCAAUCUGUUGAUCUAUGGAGUGCUGAUCUCGGAAGCCGAGGAAGAACAAAAUUUGCUGGAGAAGGCAGUAAAGAAGUGCAGCAGAAGUUACAGGCAAGUAUGAGAGGCAGUGCUGCUGUUGUUGCAACAGAAGUGCAAUGCAGGGAAAAAGGUUUAGGUGAUGGCAGUGAUUGCAGGCCAGAGUAUAAGGAGAAACGAGGGUUUCCGCUACAGAUUAGUGAAAUUCAGUGA
Papaver somniferum (opium poppy) is the source of this 408-nucleotide messenger RNA. Its product is annotated as probable cell division protein kinase ECU11_1290. Gene Ontology annotation, cellular component: nucleus; cyclin-dependent protein kinase holoenzyme complex. NCBI's taxonomy places the organism in Eukaryota, Viridiplantae, Streptophyta, Magnoliopsida, Ranunculales, Papaveraceae. The coding region runs from base 1 to 408 and encodes 135 amino acids. The record is from RefSeq and is a predicted model, not a curated record. The transcript is spliced from 3 exons. Gene Ontology annotation, biological process: protein phosphorylation; positive regulation of transcription elongation by RNA polymerase II. Gene Ontology annotation, molecular function: cyclin-dependent protein serine/threonine kinase activity; ATP binding; RNA polymerase II CTD heptapeptide repeat kinase activity.